This is a messenger RNA of Musa acuminata subsp. malaccensis (wild Malaysian banana), 2899 nucleotides long. Its product is annotated as serine/threonine-protein kinase RHS3-like. Gene Ontology annotation, cellular component: nucleus; plasma membrane; cytoplasm. Gene Ontology annotation, biological process: protein phosphorylation. The record is from RefSeq and is a predicted model, not a curated record. NCBI's taxonomy places the organism in Eukaryota, Viridiplantae, Streptophyta, Magnoliopsida, Zingiberales, Musaceae. Gene Ontology annotation, molecular function: ATP binding; protein serine/threonine kinase activity.
CUCCGUUUUCCUGGCGAGCUCUUCCAUUCCGAGCUCUCGGGCUCGCAAUUGCCGUCUAAUCUCUUCCUCAGUCCCUAACUUUAGCCGAUCGUUGCAACAACCGAUCCCUCGUUUAAGUAUGGCGUCCCUCCGCGGCUUCCUCGCCCGGCCCCAGGAAUCCGACCCAGCUUCCUCAUCCGGUCGACGGGCUCCGAGGAGGAGGCGGCCCCGCUCUCCCAAUUUCGGACGCAAUUACCCGGUUACUUCUUCUUCUCCGCGCCGAGAUCUGGUGCCGCGAUUUCUCUGUCCCAAAGGAAUCCAUGAGCCGCGUAGGAAAAGUAUCAUCUAAUGACAAACAAGUGCAUCCCAUAGCCAAUACCUCCAUGGACCCAACAAAAAGCUCAGAGACCGGACAUGGCCCAAACCCUAGGCCACCUAUGAGUUCGGAUUCAGUAUCAACAAAAGUAUCGCGUCACAAAGAUCUGGAACCAGUUGCCAAGGAUGUCUCGAAGAGUUCGAGUCGAAGCCCGAAACACAAUCCAACCCACGGUCCUGGCUCCAGAUUGCCAAUGAUUUCGGAAACUGCUUCGACCUCAUCCUCUACCUCGACCUCAAUCGGGACAUCGAUGGCAACAAUGGCUGCAAAGAGCAGUGAUGCAAAGCUUAGCGACUCCUGCACAACUGCUGUUCGAGGUAGCAGCGGUGGCAACAGAAGUGACAGCACAGAGAGUGCCAAUUCUGCGCCCAUUAAGCGGCACACAGGAGGCGAUUGUCGUUGGGAGGCCAUUCAAUUGGCCAAUGCAAGAGAAUCCCCUGUUGGCAUAGGCCAUUUUAGACUCCUUAAGCGCCUUGGUUAUGGUGACAUUGGCAGUGUUUAUCUUGUUGAGCUUAGAGGAACUGGUGCCUACUUUGCAAUGAAAGUGAUGGACAAGGCAUCGAUUGUUAGCCGUAAUAAGCUACUCAGGGCACAAACUGAAAGGGAAAUACUCAGUAUGCUUGACCACCCCUUCUUGCCGACUCUCUAUUCUCACUUUGAGACACAAAAGUUCUACUGUUUGGUCAUGGAGUAUUGCAGCGGUGGCAACCUCCAUUCUCUUCGGCAGAAGCAGCCUAAUAAAUACUUCAGCGAGCAAGCUGCUAGGUUCUAUGCUUCUGAAGUGUUGCUUGCGCUCGAGUACCUGCACAUGCUCGGCAUCGUGUACAGAGACUUGAAGCCAGAAAAUGUUCUCGUGAGGGAGGAAGGCCACAUCAUGCUGUCGGACUUCGAUCUCUCGCUGCGGUGUUCUGUUGAUCCAACCCUAGUCAAAUCCUCAUCCGUUCGCAGUGGGAGCAGCGGCGGCAGUAGCGGCAACGACAUGUUUGAUGGCGAGCCACCGAUACAGAGCUGCAUCCAGCCAUCCACAUUCUUUCCUCGCAUCCUCCCCAAGAAGAACCGCAAAUCCAAAUCCGAUUUCGGCAUCAACAAUGGCUCUGCCUUGGAGUUCAUGGCAGAGCCAACAAACGCCCGAUCGAUGUCGUUCGUCGGGACACACGAGUACCUAGCGCCGGAGAUCAUUCGAGGCGAGGGACAUGGCAGUGCAGUGGACUGGUGGACGUUUGGGAUCUUUCUGUACGAGCUUUUGCAUGGCACGACCCCCUUCAAGGGAUCAGGCAACCGUGCCACGCUUCAUAAUGUGGUCGGCCAACCGCUGAGGUUUCCGGAAACCCCACUGGUGAGCCUGGUUGCUCGAGACCUCAUCCAAGGCCUGCUUGUGAAGGACCCACAAAGAAGAAUUGCUUACCACAGAGGUGCUACAGAAAUCAAGCAACACCACUUCUUUGAGGGUGUGAACUGGGCGUUGGUGAGAAGCAUGGCGCCACCCCACAUUCCUGAACCGAUCAACUACAGUCAGUUUGCGAGCAAGGAGAAGAAGGCCACUGACGGUGGCCUCUCUGGGAGUAGUGGAAGCAAGGGCAGUGCAAGUGAUUCUUCCUACUUUGAUUUUGAGUAUUUCUAGGAAAAAAAGGCCUUGCAGGUUAAAUUGUCAUGAAUCUUUGGUGAGAUGUUGGAAAGGCGAUCUCUGUAAACAUGAGUUAUAUUUUCUUCUGUGAAUUAGAGAAAUAAAUGUUUCAUUAUUUAGGGAACUAUAUGGAAGUUGUUUGUUGUCAUACCAAUACUGCCUGAUACGAGGAAGAUUCUUUGACACUAAAAAAAACUGACUCGUUAAUGCAUAAUUUGAAGGAACGAAGUCUUAUUUUGCCGUUGACUACAUUCCAAGCAUAAUUUUAAGGAACAAAGUUCUUUUGAUAUCUAACGACUAGGUUCUCUCAGACUUAUGUUGCACGUAGUAUUCCAAGAAGUCAAUUAUUUCUUUCUAAGCUAGGUCUAUACCCAGAUGAAUAUUAGGACCGAGAAAAGCAACAGCAUGACUGAUCAUAUUGUAUAAUUUUUUUUUAGUAAUAUAGAAUUGCCUAACUUUGAUAACUAAAUUAUUGUACUCACGAAACCGGAAGUGAGCUUUGGUACAAAUGUUUUUAUUUUUAUUCUACUUAAGGCGCAUCAGGUACACCAUCAUCAUCAGACUAGUCAUUUAGGUUUAAACAUUUAUUAGAUAAGAUUUCAAAUUAUCAACUUAAGACUAACAAUUUAAGUCUAAAAAUUUAUAAUAUAAGAUUCCAAAUCCUCAACGUAACGUGUGAGUCAGGUACACCAUCUACAAUCUAAUUGUUUAAAAUGAUAUGGAUGCAUAACUAGAGGGAAAAUUUCUAUAUACCUGACAAUGAGAUAAUUAGCUACAUUCCAGUCAUGAUUGCAUACAAAUCAUUGUAAUAAUGUACAGUUGAAAAGAAUGCUCAGAGAGGUGCUUCUUUUUCUGUAUGAUUACCAUAUCGUGUCUUCAAAAUACUUGUUACUAUCUUGAGUUAUUAAAUCUCGAUUCAC